Molecule: messenger RNA, 7124 nt
Organism: Numida meleagris (helmeted guineafowl)
Lineage: Eukaryota; Metazoa; Chordata; Aves; Galliformes; Numididae
Product: ankyrin repeat and fibronectin type-III domain-containing protein 1-like
Exons: 23
Coding region: 2629-6633 (1334 amino acids)
Biological process (GO): establishment of mitotic spindle orientation; regulation of establishment of bipolar cell polarity; signal transduction
Cellular component (GO): spindle
Molecular function (GO): protein binding
Source: RefSeq, a predicted model, not a curated record
CCUGACCAAGAAGCACAGCUCUUUGAUCAGCUCUUCAUGAAGCAGGUGCCAUCCAUUGCUGCAUCCUGUGUCCGCUCAUUAGGAGCUGCCUUCGUUACUAACAAUGCAUGUCAGCUGGGCCUGAAGUCCUGGAGCUGGAGCCUCAGCAGCAAGAGGAGGCAUGAGACAAGGGUUUUGUAGCUGGGUGUAGAGCCCUUCACUGCCAGUUUAUACAAAGGAUGUCUUGUAGUGACGGUGCAGUCUGGUGAGCAGAAGGUACAGCCCAGAAGUGAAGUGGGUGCAUCAAAUCGAUGAGCUUGUGCUAGCAUCUCAUCUGAAGAGCCCCCUGGAUGACCUGCCCUGGAGGUGAUGUCCCCUCAGAGCUCACGUCCAUGUAAAGGACAAGGAGCUGCUCCUUGUCCCCAGCUCAGCUGUACAGCCAGGGCAGGGCUUGGCUUCACACGUGCAGAAUGUCAGGCUUCUUGUCCUUGUUCCCACAUGAGGCAAUGAUUUAUAGCAUAGAGAGCGUGUAGACUCUAAGAAAGCAACGUGCUCUGCAAGAAUGUUGGCCGCGAUGCUGCUCUUCCAUUGUAGGGCAAUUGCUCUUUACGAGGAUUGGAAAGCGAGAGACUUUGCGCGUUAAUACAGAUCAUUAAUUACAGCCUACUGUUUCACAGCUGAUUUGGAGCUGCCCGAAGAGAGGUCGAGUCGUUUUGUCCUGCUGUGCAGAGAAGUGAUGUAAAAUACUAAGAGUGGGACAGGGCGCGAGGGUUCUCGGAUGCCAGGAACAGCAGGCUGAUGGUGCAAGGACUGUUCCUCCUCGGCCAUGCCAGUGCUGUGGAGCUGAACUGUGGAUAAAAGCGCAGGCAGUGACCCCGGGCUGUGCAGCUCUCCUCAUGUGAAGCGUGGUGGGACGACGUGGCUGUGAGCAGCAGGUGCCCUGUGUGCUGCAGGCAGCACGCUGUGACUGUAGCUCUGCAGGCCCUGCGGGGUCGGGAUGCACGCUCCGUGCUGUGUUUGCAGGCUCAGCCUUCCCCUGGCUUGGAUGCUUCACUUCCAGGGUAGAAAAUGCUUUCCUUCCUUAUUCAGAGCAUGCCUCGGGCGUUUUGGCCUGGGAGCUCAGCCCGUCCCACAGUUCCUCUGCCAGACGUGGGCCUGUCGGGAGAUUUUGCAGUUUAAUCAUACAAAGAAAAAUGUUAUUUGUGUUUCCCAGCAAACGUUUUCACUGUGCUAUAUCUCCUUAGUCCUUCAAUGUAUUUUUUUUUCCCUUGCUGAAUGAUAUGCUUGGCUCUUUUGCUGAAUGUGAGGAGUGAGGGUGAUGUCGUUCUGGACUGUUUCCAGCCCUAAGGUGAAUGCUAACGCUGCUCCUGGAGCUGCACGUGGGCGUGCUCACCUCUGCCUGCAUCUGGCCAGGAGGUGACAGAGGUCUUAACCUGCAGAUCACCAGGCAGAGCCUGUGGUAGGGGCAUCACUGAUGAAAUGCAGCUGCAGAAGCUGCCCGGGCUGGCAGCACAGGCUGCUCGCACCAAUCGUCGCUGCUGGAGCAUUCUUAGAAUUUUUUAACUCGGAGGAAGCGUUCUGCAGCUGCCCAGCACGGCAGGUGGGUGUGCACAAAAACCAGCUGCAGGACCACAGUGCUCCCUGUUGCAUGUAGCACUGCUGCAUGCAGCACAUUCCAGACUGCCUGGAGCAGAGAGGCGUGGUGCACGUCCCCUCCCACAGCUAUCGCCCCUUCCAUUCUUAAAUGCAUUUAAACAAUAGUUUGAAACCAUUGAAAUGCAUCCAAAGCACUUUGCAAGGCGCAGUGCCCUGAUGGCUGCUGGGGACAAGGGCUGGGGGCUGGCAGCUGGGAUGCGCUAUCACCUGCAGCUGCACCAACAGUGAAAUAGAUAGAGAGGGCGAGGGGAGAGAAGUGGCCAGGGUGGGCUGGGGAGGGGGAAACGUGGAGAAGAGCAACAGCCCUCAGCCACGAGUUUGCUCUGCAGCUUCUCCUAGGGUGGCAGGGUUCGCUCUCCCACCAGGACCGUGGGGCCGGCCCGUUGCUGCGAUGCACGCGAGACCUCACAUUUGCACUUGCAAAAGAACUGCGCGUCCUACACGGAGCCCGCAGCGUUUCUGCAAAUCUUAAAAAAGGAACGUCUGCCUGCAGACUUCGUUUCGCUCUUUGCAGCCGUCUCACCGCAGGGGACUUCGGGCUUUGGGGUGACGGCGCAGAGCAGCCCGGAGUGCCUGCAGCUCGGUCUGCCCGCAGCCCGGCUGCACCUGCCCGCUGGCACCGGCACUGCCCGCGCGGUGGCUGCCGCAGUGCGAGCGCUGCUGGGCGCCGCACGCUCCGCUCGUCGGCCGGCACGUCCAGCGCUGGGAUGUAAGGAGCGCUUCCAAACGGGUCUGGCGAAACCGAGCCGGGAGGGAACCGGGGGAGCGCUGAGAAAAGGAGGGAAGCGGAGCGGAGCGGCGCGCUCCCGAGGCACGAGCACACCCAGGGCCACCAGCGCCGCCCGGUACCCGAGAGAGCCCCCCGUGCCCAGGUCUCUGGACAGAAAGUUGCAGAGGCCGCUCCUGGGGAAGUCCCGGACGCUGCCCAGCAUCCCGCAGUCCCCAGUGCUGAGCAGGAUUCCCCUCCUCGACUCCGCGGCGUUCCGGGAGGCGAUGCCGGAGCAGAAGCCGUACCAGAAGCACUCAGCCCCCGAUGGCCAGAAGGGCUGCACGGUCCCAUCUGCCGGGGACGCCUGGCGGCUGGAGGACGACGGCAUGGACCCCCCCGGGGAUGCCCCGCUGCAGCCGCAGCUCCGCACGGCGGUGGAGGACGCCCCGUUCAGCCACUUCCGCAUGCGCUCCUUCUACAUGCGGAAGAGCCUCUCUGUUGACAACCACUUGGGCUCGCUGGGCUACGCCGUGCACCCCUCCGAGACCAAGGCUGAGCGUGUCCGGACCCGGCUACGGCGGCAAUUUAGCCUGGGGUCGGCAGACAAGAAAGACUUCUACCAGCACAAGUCGGAAAGCAGCCUCUCUAGGUUUGCCCACCGCUUGUCGGUGAAGCAGAAGCAGGAGAAGAGAAGGAAAGCUGAGUAUGGCUCGGCCGAGCUGUCUGCCUUCCGGCCCAGGUCUCUGAGCAUUGAAUGGUCAUCGUCCCCUAAAAUGACGCAGCAGAUGCGGGACUUGCAGCUGGCACAGGCCAGGAAGCCGCCGGGCCCGUCCUCGCCGAACGCGGCCAAAAGGCUGUACCGAAACCUCUCGGGGAAGUUCCGCGUCAACUACACGUCCUUCGACGAGGGCAGCCUGGCGGGACGGGGCGAGAAGGAGAAGCUCCGCAAGUCCUACCUGUUCCAGAGCAAUGCUGCUCUCUUCGAGGCCGUGGAGCUGCAGGACCUGGACAGGGUGCAGGAGCUGCUGAAGCAGUACAGCCCCGAGGAGCUGGACCUCAACACUCCCAACAGCGAGGGGCUGCUGCCCCUGGACAUCGCCAUCAUGACCAACAACGCGCCCAUCGCCAGGGCCCUGCUGCAGGCGGGAGCGAAGGAGAGCCCGCACUUCGUCAGCCUGGAGAGCCGCUCGCUGCACCUCUCCACGCUGGUGCGGGAAGCGGAGCAGCGCGUCAAUGAGCUGACGGCGCAGGUGGUGAACGAGGCGCCCAACGCCGACUGCUCGGAGAAGGAGAAGCAGCUAAAGGCCUGGGAGUGGCGGUUCCGGCUGUACAAGCGCAUGAAGGCAGGGUUUGAGCACGCCCGAGUGCCAGACCCCCCCGCCAAUGUCCACCUUUCGGUGGCCAGCAGCUCCUCGGUGCAGGUGACCUUCUGUGAGCCCCUCAGUGCCAACUCGGCCGUCGUCACCAAGUACAAGGUGGAGUGGAGCUGCUCCCCCUCCUUCUCGCCGCUGAUCGGGGAGGCCGUGGUGGACAAGCUGAAGAGCCUACACUACACCAUCCGCGGGCUGACCUCGGGCACAGCUUACUAUGUCCAAGUGUCUGCCUACAACAUGAAGGGCUGGGGGCCCCCACAAGCCUCAGUGCCCCCAUUUGCCAUCCCUUCCAACUGGCGGGAGUAUGAUGGCCGGGCUCCACGACGGAGGGGCCAGGCUGAAGCUCUGGACCAUCUGCUGGGCCAGGUGAAGACCGUCCACCAGCACUGCAUUUGCCAUGAGCCCUGCAAGAACCAGCCCCAGAGCAGGAAGCACUCAGUCUCCAGGAGCCUCAAGCACCUCUUCCACCCUGGCAGCAAGUUCCUCAAGACACUGAAGCGGGGCCUCUACCUAACAGCCAUCUUCUACAAGGACGACAACAUCCUGGUGACCCACGAAGACCAGAUACCGGUGGUGGAGAUCGAUGACACCUACUCCUGCCUGCUCAUGCAGGACUUUCUGUGGUUCACCAAGGUGUCGUGCAUGUGGGACGAGAUCCUGUGGCUGCGGCAGUGCGUCACCGUCUCCCAGUCGUCCUGCUCCUGCGUCCUACAGACGCGCUUCAAGAUGCUGCUGGCCAUCUCACAAAUGCAGGGGCUGCUGGGCAUCCAGGACCUGGGGCAGGUCUUCUUUGAGCCCAUCAAAGACAAGCAGGGCAACAUCCUCAUCGUCACCCUGAAGGAGGUGAAGACCAACCAGACCUUCGAGAGCGUGCGCUGGGUGCCCAUCUGCAAGCUGCAGACGAGCCGCAAGUCUGUGUCUUCCCCGGAGGAGCCCACUGCCCUGGACACGCUGCUCAUCUCCAUGCAGGACAAGCUGGCUUACCACCAGCGGAGCAGCCAUGCCCUCCCUCCGGGCCUCUACCUGGGCUACCUGAAGCUCUGCAGUGCUGUGGACCAGAUCCGGGUGCUGGUGCCGGAGCAGCUCCCCAACAUCCUGUGCCAUGUGAAGAUCCGCUCCAACCCCAACAUCUCCAGGGAGGAGUGGGAAUGGCUGCAGAAGAUGGCCAGCAUGGAGGAGCCGGUUCCUGUGGAGUCCAAGAAUGAGACAUCGCCAAACCACUUGUUUCAGGAGCUCCAGGUGGCCAUCAAGGAGCUGAUGGCCCUGGUCAACAUCCCAUUGCAAGAGGCAAAAGAUUUCCGUCUGUACAGCCAAGAGGUGCUUGACUUCGGGGGUCAGGUCUCCUUCUUGCUGCUGCUGCCUCCCUCAGAUGACGUCUGCACGGCACCGGGCCAGAACAACCCCUACACCCCACAGUCUGGCUUCCUCACGCUGCCGCUGCAGAUAUUCGAGCUUGUGCACUUCUUCACGUACGACCGGGAGUUCAUCACACAGUACUGCCAGGUGUCCGCCCUCCUGGAGCUGGAGUCCCUCCUCUCGCAGCAGAGCCUCAGGGAAGCCUUCUCCGACAGCGAGCUUUCCACCGCCAAGCAGCGGCACCAGCAGGUUCAGGAGUACAUCCAGCAAAUGGAGGAGAUCUGGCGUGAGAUGCGCUGGAUGAUGGAUGCCCUGCAGCAUGCCCGCUACAAGCAGCCCUCCUGUGGCGUGUCCCUCAGCGGCUUCCUCAGCACCUCCAGCAGCGCCGUGAAGGAGAAGACCCGCUCCUCCUCGUCCCACCUCGACUUCCUUCCCUCCCCAGCACCCUCACCAGACAGCAGUCGUAAGCUCAGCUCCGACCUGCACGGGCUGUCAGAUGAGGAGGGCUCCUCCGAGGUGUUCCUGGCCACCGACAGCGACUACGACUCCAGCAGGGCACAGAGCCCCAAGGAGCUCGACCUGGUGUCCUCGGGGCCCGAGUGCUGCGGGCGGCGGGCGGCGCGCAGCCUGCGGGACAGUGCCCCCGACGUCCUGCAGAGCCACGAGCUGCAGCCCGCACCGCUGGCCCCGCCGGAGCCCCGGCCGCCCCCUGAGCUCUACGACAGCGACUUCGUGCUGCCCAGCCGGCAGAUCGAGCUGCUGCGCGUCACGGAGAAGCGGCAGGCCUACUGCGUGCGGACCAGCAGCCUGGACUUCCCCAAGCCGCUCUGCCCCGUGGCCAGGAAGUCGUGUCCCGGCUCCGUCGACAGCUCCCCGACAGAGAGCAGGACCGGCAGGCAUGGCGGCCAGGGCAGGCCAGGGACUGGCUCCACGCACAGCCCCGAGCGCGGCCGCACACGCUCGGCUGAGUGGACUCCGAGCUUCCAGGAGCCGCCGGAGCAGCCUGGCGGGAAGAAGCCGGGCUCUGUCACCUUGCGGGUCUGCCCUCAGUACGAAACCGGACUCUCCAAAGAGACCAGUGUCAAGGUACCGGCGCCCACUGAGGGCAGCGGUGUGGCUGUGCUGUGCCCAGGCAGGACGGGGGAGGCCGGCACCACGGGCCCGUGUGGCCCUCUCCUGGCUCUGCCCUCUGCCAUCCCUCUGCCGUGCCGGGGCUGCCCCGGCUGCUGCCCAGGCUCCUGUCCAUCCCUGCUGCAGGGUGGGGGUCACACUGCUGAGAGUCUGGCCCGGGCUGUAAGGGCUCUGAGGGGGGAAGGCCGCGGGGUGGUGCCACGCAGGGCAGGCAGCCUGGGCUCCGCGGCCUCUGCUCCUCUCCCUCCGUCCGUGUGCGUGUGCCCUCAGAGGGGCAGGAAGGGCUGUGUCCCACCGCAGAGCUCUGCCCCGCUCGGUUCCCUGCAGGCAGAGGGGCGGACGGGAGCUCUGGUAGCCGAGUUCUCUUCACCCAGCGGGGAUGGUAGAAGCAGAGGGAAAGCUGACUCGCGGUAUUUAUUUUCCAUUUGAGAAAGCACCAUAGAUUUCUAUGCAACUGAAGCGCAGCCCCGGGUUCCUGGCGGGCUGCCCACGUGGCGUUUGAAGUUGCAGAGCUCAGGACACGCCUGCUUGACAGCGUUUUACGAUGUUCUCCUCGAAGAACCGAGUUCAAAGGAGAGGCUCCUGGCUGGCAUAAAUCAGCAGAGCCCCGCGAUGAGCGCUCGGAGCCGCGGGGUUCAUGUGGGCCGAGGGCCGGGACCACCCGGCCGGGCACCGCUCCGCGGCCCUCGGGGAUGUGCCGAGGGAUCCGCAGCCUGGUGCAGGCGGUCUGCCCCGGUCCCCCCUCACCGUCCGUCUCCCACCUCUGUCUUUCCGCAGCUGCACGUCACCAGCCAGACGUCGGCCGGCGAGGUGGUGAAGCUGGUGGUGCUGCAGAUGAACGACGUCUCCCACGGCGCGCUGGGCGGCUCGGCCGCCUUCUGCUACGGCGAGGAGCAGCUGGAGCACUUCGGACUGGUGUU